CAAAUACAUAUCACUUUUCUGGCUUUUAUCAGACGAGCUGAUCUUGAGAAGUUCAUUAGACUACAAUCAUCUACAGUAUAUCCAUUUACCUCAAAGAUGUCUUACCCAACUACUCUAGGGCUAAUUGGUGGUGGAGGAGGUGCUUCAUUUUCAUUUACGGGUGAGAACAAUGGCGCCAGUUUAGAGAAGAUCGGGGUCUGGGUGGGAGAAUGGCAGGUGAAGGCUGUCAAGGUUUGGCUUUCAGAUGGUAGAAAUCAAACCUUUGGCAAUCCAGAUGGACCAUAUCAAGAGUACAUGUUCAAGCCUGGUGAGUGUUUCACCGCACUGUCCCUCUGGGGGAACGGAGCAGGAACACGUCUUGGAGCCAUCAAAUUCAAGACCAGUGAGAGUAGAGAAUUUUUUGCAAAGAUGACAAGCUGGGGUUUGAAAAAAGAAUAUCCCAUGGAUGUCGGCUCUGGUUAUUGUUUGGGAGUUGUAGGAAGAGCUGGUGCAGAUAUUGACUCCAUGGGAUUCAUGUUUCUCAAUGCGGUUCAAUCAACAGUUCUCACUAAUGUCAACUAUCCCACAAUAAACCAACUGAUACCAAAGGUGACCAUGGAAGAGAUCAAAUCAUUAACUUACAAGAACAGCAGCUCCAUCACUCAAAAGCAAACAAUCGAAACCUCAAAGACAAUAACCACAAAAUCUUUAUGGUCUGUGACUCUAAGUCUUACAGCAACAUUUAGUAUGGAAGUGAAGGCAGGCAUUCCAGUGCUUGGAGAAGUUACAGCAGGAUACAGUGUCAGCAUUGGAGCAGAAAGCACUUACAGUCGUGAGCACUCAGAUGAGAGAAAGGAAACUCUGUCUACUGCUGUAGAUGUUCCACCAAGAAAGAAGUUGGAUGUUGACAUCACCAUCGGCAGAGCCACGUUUGACCUGCCUUACACUGGCACAGUGAUCAUCACUUGCAAGAACGGCGGUGUGUUACAGUAUGAAACCAAGGGCCAAUACAAAGGCAUCACUUACACUGAUAUCAAAGUGGAUACUAAAGAAUCUGAUUUGUAAUGUGAAGACAGUUUAUACAUGCAACACAAAUUAUUUGAUUUUACUUUUGAUUUGAUGAGUUAUGUAUCAGUUAUUCUACUUAUAAUUUCAGGGGAAAUUACAGGGGUGUUCAGGGGAAAUAUAUAUUCAACAUUGUUAUUCUCAAAAUAAUAUUUUACUAUUUAAAUACAGAAUCCUUCAGUUUAUACUUUGUGCGAUCACUUUAAUCUCUAGUACAUCAAUUAUGUAUCAGUUAUUCUACAUUUAAUCAUAAUUUUCUUGGGUGUUUGGGUGUUCAGGGGAAAUAUAUAUUCAACAUUUUUGAUCUUGAAAUAUAUAUAUUGUUAUUUGAAUACAGAAAUAUUCGUUCAGGUUAUACUUCAUGUAAGAAUUUCAAAUGUGUUUAAUCUGAUCUUUAAUAAAAGGAUUACAUUUUAUUAAAUAAAUCAUGGUACACA
This is a messenger RNA of Sinocyclocheilus rhinocerous, 1481 nucleotides long. RefSeq names its product natterin-like protein. The transcript has 2 exons. The record is from RefSeq and is a predicted model, not a curated record. Bases 97 to 1044 code for a protein of 315 amino acids. Lineage: Eukaryota; Metazoa; Chordata; Actinopteri; Cypriniformes; Cyprinidae.